Molecule: messenger RNA, 3353 nt
Organism: Syngnathoides biaculeatus (alligator pipefish)
Lineage: Eukaryota; Metazoa; Chordata; Actinopteri; Syngnathiformes; Syngnathidae
Gene: ampd3a
Product: adenosine monophosphate deaminase 3a
Biological process (GO): IMP salvage; AMP metabolic process
Cellular component (GO): cytosol
Molecular function (GO): AMP deaminase activity
Source: RefSeq, a predicted model, not a curated record
UGCAGGCAUGCCUCGCCAGUUCCCCAGGGUCACCCUGAGCGAGGCCGAGGAGGAGACCCAACUCCUGGCGGAGAAGGCGUACGCGUCGGCGCUGAAGGAAGAGGACCGCAAGGAUGCCGUGUCCAUGUUCUCGGUGCCGGAGGACUGCCCCAUCGGCCUCCGGCAAGACAAAGAGCACCAACUGCUCAAGGAGCUGGCGGAGCAGCGGUCCGAGGAGAGCGCCAAAAGGCGGAGGAGCUUGAAGAUGAUUCGCUCGCAGUCCCUGUCCGUGCAAAUGUCGGGGAAUCCGGACUGGGCGUGGCCAAGGCCUCCCACCCCGUACCUGUCCCCCGGCUCCGGAUCGCUGUGCUCGUCCGUGCCAGAAUACUGGCCCGAUUACCAGCGGGUCACAAUUAGCGGCGAUUACUGCGCAGGAAUCACGGUGGAAGACUACGAACAGGCACCGUCGAGUCUUCUGAAGGCUCUCCUGAUCCGCGAGAAAUAUUCCAGACUGGCCUAUCACAGAUUCUGCAGAACCACGGCGCAAUUCCUUCGCAGGUCCGAAAACAACCGAUGGAGCGAGGAGGACGAAGUUCAACCAGAUAUGUGCCCGUGUCCAACGGAGGGCGAGGACCCGUACGGCGUGGAAAACGUCCCUGAGAACCUGACCUACCAACUGAAGCUGAAAGACGGGAUAGUGCGCGUGUACGACAGCGCCGAGGAUCUCCGAGAAAAUCGUCCCCGCGACCUUCCUUAUCCCGAUCUGGAGACUUUCGCCAUCGACGUCGGCCACGUGCUGGCGAUGAUCGCAGACGGGCCCACGAAAACCUAUUGUCACAGGCGACUGAAUUUCCUGACCUCCAAGUUCCACCUCCACGAAAUGCUCAACGAGAUGGCCGAGCUCAGGGAACUGAGAGGCGUUCCUCACCGAGAUUUCUACAACGUGAGAAAGGUGGAUACGCACAUUCACGCGGCCGCUUGCAUGUCUCAGAAGCACUCGCUGACGUUCAUUCAGAAGACCUACGAGGUGGACUCGGAGCGCGCGGUCACGGAAAACGCGGGGCGGGAGGUGACGCUCAAACAGGUCUUCCGCAGUCUCGACAUGGACCCCUACGACCUCACCGUGGACUCCCUGGACGUCCACGCCGGAAGGCAUACGUUCCAUCGCUUUGAUAAAUUCAAUUCCAAGCACAAUCCGGUCGGAGCCAGCGAACUCAGAGAGAUCUUUCUCAAAACGGACAACCUUCUCAACGGCGAGUAUUUCGCUCACAUAAUAAAGGAAGUGGCCCACGACUUGGAGGAGAGCAAAUACCAGCACGCCGAGCCCCGCUUGUCCAUCUACGGACGCGCUCCGGACGAGUGGCGCGGCUUGGCCGAGUGGUUCAUCCUGCACAAGGUUUACUCCCCGAACAUGAGGUGGAUGGUUCAAGUGCCCAGAAUCUAUGACAUUUUUAAGUCGAAGGGGCUGGUGCCGAAUUUUGCAAAGAUGCUGGCGAACGUAUUCCUUCCCCUCUUUGAGGCGACCAUUCGUCCGCAAAGUCACAAAGAGCUUCGUGUUUUCCUCAAAUAUGUAUCGGGCUUCGACAGCGUGGAUGACGAGUCCAAGCACAGCGAUCACAUGUUCUCAUUCAGGAGCCCAAAACCGGAGGAGUGGACCGGGGAUGAGAACCCUCCGUACAGCUACUACCUCUUCCACACGUACGCCAACGUCAUGGUCCUCAACAAUCUCAGAAAGGAACGCGGUCUGAGCACCUUCCAGUUCCGCCCCCACUGCGGCGAAGCGGGCUCCGUCACUCAUCUGGUAUCUGCGUUCCUCACUGCGGACAACAUCUCACACGGGCUCAACUUGAAGAAGAGCCCCGUACUUCAGUAUCUGUACUACUUGGCCCAAGUGCCCAUCGCGAUGUCGCCGCUGAGCAACAACAGCCUGUUCUUGGAAUACGAGUUCCUGCACAAAGGCCUCUGCGUGUCCUUGUCCACGGACGACCCCAUGCGGUUCCACUACACCAAGGAGCCGCUGAUGGAGGAAUACGCCAUCGCGGCGCAGCUGUGGAAGCUCAGCACGUGCGACCUUUGUGAAAUCGCCCGAAACAGCGUGCUGCAGUGUGGACUCGCCGAGCAGGACAAGAAGCACUUUUUGGGUCCGGACUACCUGAAGGACGGACCCGAGGGGAACGACAUCCGCCGCACCAACGUGGCCCAGAUCCGCAUGGCCUACCGACACGAGACUCUGUGCAACGAACUCAGUUUCCUGGUGGAUGCCGUCCGGUCCGAAGCCGCCAAGUCUCUUGUGUGAAUCCGACCGGGACCGGGCGGUACUACGAGGGGCGCUGCGGGGACGUAAAUUGGGGAUUCGUGUACCUUAUCGCAAACACCACAGAAAAGUCGACCUUCACGCGACUGAAAUGCUCACAAGUGAAACGUCUUCAUAGUCACUACCGAAACGUUCUCUUAAUAUUUUCUCGCAUAUUUUGACAUCACACUGGCGCAUACUUCGAGUAAACAUGUUUGGAAGGUAAGUGCUGAAAAAACGCUGCAAACAAUUUAGGACUGAAUGGUUGACAGAUAGAUCUGUCCAUCCAUUUUCUUAGCCGCUUAUCCUCACAAGGGGAGUGCCGGAGGCCGUCCCAGUUGCAGGAGGCGGGGCACACCCUGAACCGGUCGCCAGCCAAUCGCAGGGCACAUCGAGGCAAACGGUCGCACUCACAAUCACACCUAUGGGCAAUUUAGAGUGUCCGAUUAAUGUUGCAUGUUUUUGAGGAUGUGGGAGGAAAUUGGAGCACUCACCCGGAGAAAAGCCACGCAGGCACGGGGAGAACAUGCAAACUCCACACAGGUGGGGCCGGGAUUGAACCCGGGACCUCAGACCUGUGAGGCCAAGGCUUUCCAGGUGCUCCACCGUGCUGCCCUUGACAGAUAUAGUUCAUCCAUCCAUUUUCUUUGCUGCUUACCCUCACAAGGGUCGCAGGAGUGCAAGAGCCUAUCCCAGCUGUCAACGGGCAGGAGGCGAGGCACACCCCCAACCGGUCGCCAGCCAAUCGCAGGGCACAUCGAGACAAACGGCCGCACUCACAAUCACACCUAUGGGCAAUUUAGAGUGUCCGAUUAAUGCUGCGUGUUUUUGGGAUGUGGGGGGAAACCCACACAGGCACGGGGAGAACAGGCGGGGCCGGGAUCGAACCUGGGACCUGAAAAAAAAAAAAAUCUUCCCUGAGGUGUAAAUGCGUUUUGUUGUACUUGGGCAAGAGUGUCAGCAUAUUAUAUCAUAUUUUAGUAUGCAAAACUAUAGUCACGUGUUACAGAAGCGGACAUGAGAACAUUCCGCUGGUGCCAGGGAGAGGCAACGUCGCAUUACGCCACUGACCAAUCGACCC